AUUGACGUAAAUCAGAUGUUCGAUCAGUCGUUGUAGGUGGCAGCACCGCAUCACGUGAAUUUUCAUGGCGUUGAAGGGCUAGUUCCCGAUUGUCUUGUGAUUUCGCCAAAAUAAUUUGCUGUUUCGAAUAUUUAGUGAUAAACAGCAUAAAUUAAUAAAAUCCAGUGGUGAAAAUGUCGGAGUACUGGUUGAUAAGUGCCCCCGGCGAUAAGACCUGCCAACAGACAUGGGAAGCCCUCAACCAAGCCACCAAGGCCAACAACCUCAGCCUCAACUAUAAAUUCCCAAUCCCUGACCUGAAGGUAGGGACUCUGGAUCAGUUGGUGGGGCUGUCGGAUGACCUCGGCAAGUUGGACACCUUCGUCGAGGGAGUCACCAGGAAGGUCGCGCAGUACCUCGGAGAGGUGCUGGAGGACCAGCGCGACAAGCUGCACGAGAACCUCACGGCCAACAACGAUGACUUGCCGCACUACCUGACGCGCUUCCAGUGGGACAUGGCCAAGUACCCCAUCAAGCAGAGUCUGCGCAACAUCGCCGACAUCAUCAGCAAACAGGUGGGCCAGAUAGACGCUGACCUUAAGGUGAAGUCGUCGGCCUACAAUGCGCUCAAGGGCAACUUACAGAACUUGGAGAAGAAGCAGACCGGCAGUCUCCUGACGCGCAACCUGGCCGACCUCGUGAAGAAGGAGCACUUCAUCCUGGACAGCGAGUACCUCACCACGCUGCUCGUCAUCGUGCCUAAAUCGAUGUUCAACGACUGGAACGCGAACUACGAGAAGAUCACGGACAUGAUCGUGCCGCGCUCCACCCAGCUCAUACACCAGGACGGCGACUACGGACUCUUCACCGUCACGCUCUUCAAGAAGGUUGUGGACGAGUUCAAGCUGCACGCCCGCGAGCGCAAGUUCGUUGUGCGCGAGUUCGCGUACAACGAGGCCGACCUCGUCGCCGGCAAGAACGAGAUCACCAAGCUGCUCACCGACAAGAAGAAGCAGUUCGGUCCGCUGGUGCGAUGGUUGAAGGUGAACUUCUCGGAGUGCUUCUGCGCGUGGAUCCACGUUAAGGCGCUGCGCGUGUUCGUUGAGUCCGUGCUUAGGUACGGGCUGCCGGUGAACUUCCAGGCGGCGCUGCUGGUGCCGUCACGGCGCUCCGCACGGCGCCUGCGCGACACGCUGCACGCACUCUACGCGCACCUCGACCACUCCGCGCACCACCACGCCAACGCGCAGCAGGACAGCGUGGAGCUGGCGGGUCUCGGGUUCGGCCAGUCCGAGUACUACCCGUACGUGUUCUACAAGAUCAACAUCGACAUGAUCGAGAAGGCGGCUUAGACAACCCCCACCUUCCCCCACACCACACACCGACACAACCGCGUAACGUUACCAGCCGCAGCGGAGGCGCGUCCGACCGCCGCGGCUCCGACACAGUCCACAGAUACAUUGGCAGCGGAGCGCUUCUCAUACAACGCCUCAUGUAUAUACUAUUGGUUUUGUCUUACCUGUCCUACAGUACUGGUCGCGGACCAGCUGCUUAAUGUUAAGUCAUGUAAAAAUUUGUUGAGAAAUUAAUUAGAUGCUAUAUACGAUUCUAAUCAAAUAUACUUUUGAUUUAAUGUAAAAUAUGAAAUGUUAUAUGGCAGAUAAGAGAAAGCAAAUUAUUAAAACUAAAAUAAAAUAAAGUUAAAAUUGUUGACAAAUCAAUCGACGCAGGUUCUUUAGAUGUCUAUUUAUUUAAUAUUGUUGUAUGAGCUUAUAUACGUUGAAUGUGAUUAAACGCGACAACUGUUCAGUAUUAGUCGCCGAGCGGCUGCGACGGUUCAUAUAUCCGAGUUCGUAUAAAGCUAUGUAAAUAAUAACAUUCCUCAUUGUAUAACUCGUGUAGUACAUAAUAAAUAUUAUUCAAGUUACUGUUUA
Manduca sexta (tobacco hornworm) is the source of this 1913-nucleotide messenger RNA. RefSeq names its product V-type proton ATPase subunit C-like (gene Vha44). The record is from RefSeq and is a predicted model, not a curated record. Gene Ontology annotation, cellular component: lysosomal membrane; vacuolar proton-transporting V-type ATPase, V1 domain. Gene Ontology annotation, molecular function: proton-transporting ATPase activity, rotational mechanism. Lineage: Eukaryota; Metazoa; Arthropoda; Insecta; Lepidoptera; Sphingidae. Gene Ontology annotation, biological process: proton transmembrane transport. The coding region runs from base 174 to 1331 and encodes 385 amino acids. The transcript is spliced from 13 exons.